This is a messenger RNA of Sitophilus oryzae (rice weevil), 638 nucleotides long. RefSeq lists its product as uncharacterized. Lineage: Eukaryota; Metazoa; Arthropoda; Insecta; Coleoptera; Curculionidae. Bases 86 to 583 code for a protein of 165 amino acids. The transcript has 2 exons. Gene Ontology annotation, molecular function: DNA binding. The record is from RefSeq and is a predicted model, not a curated record.
GUCAGAUGUGGUCAGUUUGCGCUAAACUCUUGUAUAAAGCGUUUCUUAGUGUAAGUGUUAAGAAACAGAUUUAAAUUACACGACAAUGGAAAUGGAAAAGAAAAAACGGAUUCUCUAUUCUGUGGAAGACCUAAAUAAAGCUGUUAACGCCAUUCGAUCUGGAAUGCCAUUUAAAGCAGCUAGUAAGUUAUUUAAAGUACCCAGGUCGACCCUACAAGAUAAAGUUAAAGGCAGAACGGCUUUAGAGAAGAAAUGUGGACCAGAAACCAUACUAACAAAAGAAGAAGAAAAUGUAUUGGUAGCAUGGCUAUUUCGGAUUGCAGCCUGUGGAUUUCCUGCAACAAAAACAAUGUUGUUAGAUAGUGUUCAGCUAUUGGUUAAAGAACUGAAUAGGCCGAAUAAUUUCACAGACAAUAGGCCUGGACGUAAAUGGUACGAAUUGUUUCUAAGAAGGCAUCAAGAACUGGCUCCAAGGAUUUCUCAAAACCUCUCAUCUGCAAGAAACAGCCUUACAGAAAAUCAGUCAGUGGUUCAUAGAAGUAGGGGCCUUCUUAGAGGAGUCAAACUAUCUUCGUAUAACUGAUGACCCUGGUCGCGUAUUUAAUUGCGACGAAACGGCUUUUUUCCUCAGUCCCAAA